CAUGCGUCCCUCAUUAGCCCUCGCCGCUCGCUCGGCGUGGAAGGGCCCCUUCUUCGUGCCCUUCCCCAACAUGGCGCAGGCCCUCAAGAACAACACGCCCAUCCGCACAAACGCGCGCAGCUGCACCAUCCUGCCCAACUUUGUCGGGCUUAAGUUCCUGAUCCACAACGGCAAGCACCACAUUCCCGUGGCCAUCACCGACGAGAUGGUCGGGCACAAGCUGGGCGAGUUUGCGGCGACGCGCAAGCGCUUCAGCUACCGCAUGACCAAGAACAAGUAG
Tilletiopsis washingtonensis is the source of this 280-nucleotide messenger RNA. RefSeq names its product putative mitochondrial ribosomal protein S19. Gene Ontology annotation, molecular function: RNA binding; structural constituent of ribosome. NCBI's taxonomy places the organism in Eukaryota, Fungi, Basidiomycota, Exobasidiomycetes, Entylomatales. Gene Ontology annotation, cellular component: cytosolic small ribosomal subunit; ribosome. The transcript has 2 exons. The annotation marks the transcript as partial. Gene Ontology annotation, biological process: ribosomal small subunit assembly; translation. The record is from RefSeq and is a predicted model, not a curated record.